Molecule: messenger RNA, 360 nt
Organism: Adineta ricciae
Lineage: Eukaryota; Metazoa; Rotifera; Eurotatoria; Adinetida; Adinetidae
Source: the annotation of a GenBank genome assembly
AUGUCCCUUAGGCUUAACGCCCGUUGGGGCCAACCAUUUUAUGGGAUCAGAUUUUUCCAUACCUGUCGAUCUUGGGCCAGCCACUCUCUGCAUGGGCGCCCCCGUCGAGAUUUUCCAUCGAUUUUUCCAAAUAGUAGANAGAAACCCUUAAUCGAUGUAUGUCUUGGCACGUUUGAUCAACCAAAGCAAUUUGGUAAACCAAAAAUGCAGAUAGGAGUGGAAAGUUGUCUUGGUGAAUGGGCUUUGGUUCAAGAUGCUAUUAAGAUGACAACUGAUCAGUUAAUUUCGGACACUGUCGUGAGUUAUCAGCAUCCAGAUAAAGAUACAGAUACAGAGGAUAUAAGAGAACAGCACAUGUGA